CAUUUCGGAAAGAAUAGGUCCUACAGUUAUUUGUAUCAUAGAGCUUUUAGCGCACCGCAGGCAAGUACAGCAUACACUGUCGUGUUUAUCUCUAACUGUAUUUAAUGGACUUUUAUCCGUAUAAGUCGCACUCCUGUUAGCUGCUGGUUUGUGUUUUAUACGAGAACACAGGAUGUCGUACCCUCCUCCGAUGAAUCGCCAGCAGAUUGGCAUCCCACAGUUACCCCCGAGGAUCCCACCUCCUCAGUAUGGGGGGUUUGCCACUGCUGUCCCACCAGGUACCCCAAUGAUUCCAGUUCACAUGGGUGUAGUGACCCCCACACCCACAGUUCUUGUCCCAACCACAGUCUCUGUAUCACAGAAGCCAAUGAUUCCAAAAAAGGAUUCUGGUGCCAUCAGAUCGAAGGAUACAGAUGACAGCAGUGGCCCCACCACCACCGUAUUUGUGGGGAACAUCUCUGAAAAGGCUUCAGACAUGUUGGUCAGACAGCUUCUAGCGAAAUGUGGUAUUGUACUAAGCUGGAAACGGGUCCAAGGAGCUUCUGGAAAACUUCAAGCUUUUGGGUUCUGUGAGUAUAAAGAGCCUGAAUCUACUCUGCGAGCACUCAGACUUCUACACGAGUUGCUUUUAGGUGACAAAAAGCUGUUGGUCAAAGUAGAUGCCAAGACCAAAGCCCAGCUAGAUGAAUGGAAGGCCAAAAAGAAAAGUGCCAAGGGGGGAGCAAGUAGUGGGUCAAAGACUGAGGAGGAAGAUGAGGAGGAGGUUCUUGAUGAAGAAACUUUGCGGCGUGACCAGGUGGUGAAGGGGGCAAUAGACGUCCUCAUUAGAGAAUAUGCAAGUGAGCUCAACGCCCCCUCACAGGACCCUGACAGUCAACCUCGCAACAAGAAGCGAAAAGAGAAGAAAGAGGAGGAGGAUAUCAAUGCUAUGGAGAUGGAGGAUGACAAGAGAGAUUUGAUUUCCAGAGAGAUCAGUAAAUUUCGUGAUACACACAAGAAACUGGAGGAGGAAAAAGGAAAGAAAGAAAAGGAGCGUCUGGAGCUUGAGAGGGAAAGGAGAGAGAGGGACAAAGAACGGGAGCGUGAGAGGGAGCGCCGAGACCGUGAAAAAGAGAAGGAAAGGGAGAGGGAGAGGGACAAGGAGCGGGAAAGAGACAGAGACCGGGAACGAGAACGGGAAAGAGAUCGGGAACGGGAGAGGACAAAGGAGCGAGAGAGGGAACGAGAGAGGGAGAGGGAGAGGAGUCGCGACGUCAGCGAAGACCGAAGUAGAUCAAGAGAACGGACAAGAGAGGAUAAAAAACGAGACCGUGAUGAGGAUGAGGAAGAUGUUUAUGAACGGAGAAGACUGGAGAGAAGGCUCAGAGAUAAAGAGGCUGCCUAUCAGGAGCGCCUAAAAAACUGGGAGAUCCGUGAGAGAAAGAAGUCAAGAGACUAUAGUAAAGAAAUGGAGCGGGAGGAUGAGAGGCGUCGGGAAAUGCUGAAGGAAGGCAAAAGACUGAAAGAAUUCCUUGAGGAUUAUGAUGACGACAGAGAUGACCCUAAAUACUACAGGGGCAGCGCUUUGCAGAAACGACUUCGUGAUCGAGAGAAGGAAACAGAACUGGAUGAGCGAGACCGGAAGAGGGAAAAGGAGGAACUGGAGGAGAUCAGACAGAGGCUUCUCGCUGAGGGUCACCCUGACCCUGAUGCUGAGCUGCAGAGGAUGGAGGAAGAGGCAGAGCGCAGACGACAGCCCCCUUUGAAACUUGAGCCUGAGGAGGACAUGACCCAAAAGGAAACGCAUCAGAAUCAGGAGAAGAGAGGGUCCGGACGGCCUGCAGAGCCUGCACCCUGCGGACCCCAGCACCAUUCAGACGAUGAUGUUGAGGAUGGGGAGGAGGAUGACUAUCAUGAUGGCGAGGACUCACAAGAAAUUAAACCACAACUCAAACCUGUCAUGCGACCAAUCACUACAGCGCCCUCAGUGUCUUCUGCCAGUGGGAACGCCACUCCAAACACACCUGGUAAUGAAUCUCCCUGCGGGAUCAUCAUUCCAGGCGAGAACUCUCCUGAGGUCCAGCCAACUGAAGAACACCGGCCUAAGAUCGGCCUCAGCCUCAAACUGGGAGCCACAAACAGUCCUAGUCAGCCCAACGUGGGAAAACGAAAGAAACUGGCAACUGUGGAGAGUGUUUUUAACAAGUUCGAUGAUGAGGAAGCAGAUGAGCAGCCCCGUAAAAGGAAACUGGUCCCACUUGACUACGGCGAUGAUGACAAGAGUCUGGGGCUGGAUGGGGCCGAAAUUUCAGGGUCUAAAGGCAGCAUCAACACAGAAGAGAAACGUAAACACAUAAAGAGCCUUAUUGAGAAGAUUCCUACGGGCAGACCAGAGCUCUUCUCCUACCCUCUGGACUGGGCUAUGGUGGACUCGACCUUAAUGGAUCGCCGCAUUAGGCCAUGGAUCAAUAAGAAGAUUAUUGAAUACAUUGGUGAAGAGGAACCCACUCUGGUUGAUUUUGUUUGUUCAAAGGUAAUGGCUCACAGCACCCCUCAGGGUAUCCUUGAUGAUGUGGCUAUGGUUCUUGACGAAGAAGCAGAAGUCUUCAUAGUAAAAAUGUGGCGGCUGUUGAUAUAUGAAACGGAGGCUAAGAAGAUCGGACUGGUGAAAUAAAGAUCACACUUCUCUCUGAUUGACUUCUUUGCUCACAGUACCAUGUCCGUGACCUUCAGUUUCUCACCUGGCAGACUGUCAGCUCGGGUCCAUACUCCCCCCAUUCCGUCAGUGUGGAGCUGCUGCCUUGUGGGUUUGGACAGGACAGUUUGUGAAGAGAAAGAGUUUGCACAAACAUUCUGCAUGAUAAAACCUUGGUUGUAGUUUUUUUUAUUUGUUAAAUCUGUUGAGGCAAAAGACAGAGUUGUAUUCUACCCAUCUGUUCUCUGAUAUGUUGGACAACUUCUGCUUUAAUUUACUGUCAUCAUGUUGAGGCACUGCUCCAUUGUGUGAACUAAUAAAUAUCUUUUUUUUAACAAA
Sphaeramia orbicularis (orbiculate cardinalfish) is the source of this 3013-nucleotide messenger RNA. RefSeq names its product RNA binding motif protein 25a (gene rbm25a). Lineage: Eukaryota; Metazoa; Chordata; Actinopteri; Kurtiformes; Apogonidae. Gene Ontology annotation, molecular function: mRNA binding. The coding region runs from base 173 to 2653 and encodes 826 amino acids. The transcript has 18 exons. The record is from RefSeq and is a predicted model, not a curated record. Gene Ontology annotation, biological process: regulation of alternative mRNA splicing, via spliceosome. Gene Ontology annotation, cellular component: spliceosomal complex.